Aspergillus nidulans FGSC A4 is the source of this 1182-nucleotide messenger RNA. Its product is annotated as protein dbaB. Bases 1 to 1182 code for a protein of 393 amino acids. The transcript has 2 exons. The record is from RefSeq and is a predicted model, not a curated record. NCBI's taxonomy places the organism in Eukaryota, Fungi, Ascomycota, Eurotiomycetes, Eurotiales, Aspergillaceae.
AUGACACGCACCUCACCCACUCUCCCCGUGAUUAUCCUCGGCGCGGGUAUGGUCGGCCUCACCCUCGCUCAAGCCCUAAAGAAAGCCGGAAUUCCCUACGAAGUCUACGAGCGAGACAGCGCUGCCGACACUGAAAAGGGUCGUGGAUGGGCAUUGACGGUCCACUGGGCCUUGAACGCGCUGGAAGAAUGUCUGCCCGCAGAAUUAUUCAACAGACUAGAAGAGAUUCAAGUCGACCCUACACUCGACGACUCGCGCCGGUUCUGUUUCCUCGACCUCUCAACUGCGAUCCCCAAGUAUGUCAUUCCACCUAGUAAGCGCCUUCGUGUGAACCGCAGACUCCUGGGCAAUCUCCUCGGAGAGGGACUGGACAUCAACUACAAUAAAACCCUCUCUUCCUUUCACGUCUCCCCCGAGACUCCCGACUCGGUAACAGUCACCUUUACGGACGGCACAUCAACGACCGGCUGUCUCCUCGUCGGCACUGAUGGUCGAAACAGCAAGACUCGCCGUCUCCUCCUUGGCGAAGAGGCCGGCGCCCUGAACCCGCUUCCCGUCCGCAGCAUCGGCACCACCAUCACCAUGACACCAGAGCAAUUCGCGCCCAUCCGCGAGAUUGAUCCGCUUCUCUUUCAGGGAUCGCAUCCCGAAACGGGAGUGUACAUGUGGUUCUCCCUCGUCUCUAGCCCAACCAUAAACGGAAGCAAAGACACCCCGAACCCGUUCUACGAGGGCCAGCUCAUCCAGUCGUGGCUGUAUAAAUCCGAAAAAGACGCAGUGCCCGAGACAGAUGCGGACAGAUUGGCGUUGUUUAAGAAUAACGCGCAGCAUUUUCAAAGGCGGCUUCGAGAGGCUAUCGAAACCCUCCCAGAGGAUAGCAAGGUGCUGCAUAUUAAAUUAGUGGAUUGGGUGCCUGUUGACUGGGAUAACCGGGGCGGCCGUGUGACGCUAGCUGGGGAUGCUGCGCAUGCGAUGACUUCUUACCGUGGGGAAGCGUUCAAUCAUGGCGUGGCGGAUGCGGCGAUGCUAUCGAGGAAUAUCAUCGCGGCAUGGACGAAUCCUGGGAUGACGGGUGGAAUCGCGGACGCACCUGAUAGUCCGAUAGUGAGCAAGAGGGCGAAGAUUGCUCGGGAGGCGAGAGACGCGAGAGCAAGGGCAAAAUUGUCGGAGAUUGCAGUCUAG